Molecule: messenger RNA, 3297 nt
Organism: Diorhabda sublineata
Lineage: Eukaryota; Metazoa; Arthropoda; Insecta; Coleoptera; Chrysomelidae
Gene: Ets98B
Product: DNA-binding protein D-ETS-4
Exons: 5
Coding region: 140-1804 (554 amino acids)
Biological process (GO): cell differentiation; regulation of transcription by RNA polymerase II
Cellular component (GO): nucleus
Molecular function (GO): DNA-binding transcription factor activity, RNA polymerase II-specific; sequence-specific DNA binding
Source: RefSeq, a predicted model, not a curated record
GCGAGGUGGUUCGCGUUGCGAUUUUUAUUUAAUUUCGAUGCGAUUUUGUUUGAUAUUUUAUAUUAGUUGAAUUUUUCUAAAUAAUUACUUAAUUUCGUGUGCUGUGAAAUACAGUUCCGGAAGGUAUUUAAUUUUGAGAAUGGUGCUAUUUACGAAGAGUCAAGAGAUGGAAGACACGAUGCCUCAAACUGUUCCUUCUGCAGGGUUCACACCCCCUUGUGAUUACAGUAACUUUGCUGACAACUUUGAUUUAUCGCUUCUACCAGGAGGCGAUCAACCAGUAUCACCAUCGACGCAGUUCUAUCCCCAAUCAUUUGAAGCAGACAAAUUGUUCCAGCCCAAAAUAAUUACAUCGUUCUGUCCAUCUCCACAAUCGGAGCAAGAAUCCGAUUUAGAACAAUUGGCUCCAGAUUUCCAAACUCUGCUAGUACCAGACGAUACUAAAAAAUAUACAGGAAGUAUUUAUUUAGACGUACCGAGUCCUUAUUCUCCCAUCUCACAAGGAUUAUUGUCUCCUAACGAAAAGUUCACCAAUUAUAGGGAUACCAAUUAUUAUCCCAGUUCUCCUGAACAAUCGGUGUAUACUCCAUCUCCUAAUUCCAUCUAUUCUACAUCACCCUGUGGAGAAGAUUAUUUACAGAACCAAUUCAUUAAAAAAGAAGCUUCACCCGUAUCGAAUUUUUAUAAAUUUACUGUCAAAGAGGAGACUUUCCUUUUACCUACAAGUCCUGCAUCAUACACUUCUAAUUCCUCGGACAAACAAAUUUGCUUGCAAAUUGACAACACCGAUGUUCUGAACCUUCUUAGCACAGUCGGUAUUGAGAAAGAAAUAAAAAAAGAAGCUACUGAUAACUUCAACAGCUAUCAAAGCACACAAACUCUUCGACAAUUAUUGGAAAAAGAUAUCAAAAGUCCAGAAUCUCAAACUGUACCUGAACAACCAAAAGAUCAUCAAUUGUUGAGAGAAGCGUUAAGAGACACUAGCUAUCAAAAAAAAUUCAACAUCAAACCGAUCGAAUUCGAAUUUUGGAGAGAGAUUAAAAUGGAGGAACCCGAACAAGAUGAUUUAAUGAGAACUUGUAACGAAGAGAUUGUUAAAGGUAGCAUCGAGCCUGUUCUGGACAUGGCUAUUGAACAAAUGAGGAAAGAUGUGGGUAAUACGUGCGCAGCGCUAGGAAUUUCAGCAGAUCCUUCACAGUGGGAUUCAGCCAGUGUGUUAUCAUGGAUCAGGUGGACAUCUAGGCAUUUUGGUCUAUCAGAACCAGUAUCAGAACAAUGGGAUAUGACGGGUUCUAAACUGGUCACCCUUUCCGAAGAAGAUUUCACCCGGAGAUCACCUCAGGAAGGUAUGAUACUUCACGCACAGCUAGAAAUAUGGAAAGCUGCGUAUUCCGAGGAUGAUUUAGGCAUACAGUGGAGACCUGAAACAACGUCAAGCAAUGCUUCUAGUGGAGAUUUAUCAGAAGAUGAAGAAGAAGAAACUUUAUCGCCGCCAGAUGUAUCAAAGCCCACUACUUCGAGAUCAGGUUCUCAUAUCCACUUAUGGCAAUUUUUAAAAGAACUGUUAGCGUCUCCCCAAACAUACGGCUCAUGUAUUAGGUGGAUAGAUCGCUCAAAAGGAAUCUUCAAAAUCGAAGACUCGGUUAAAGUUGCAAGACUCUGGGGUAAAAGGAAAAAUCGUCCAGCAAUGAACUACGACAAACUCAGUAGGUCGAUCAGGCAGUAUUAUAAGAAAGGCAUAAUGAAGAAAACCGAAAGAUCGCAACGGUUAGUCUAUCAGUUCUGCCACCCGUACUCGUUGUAAAGAUCUGUUUGCAGCUACAAUUCUUCUUCUGAAAAUUGCAUCGAAUUUUUAGAAUUAAUUUUCUUUGAAACGAAACGCAAACAUUUGGAUACUAUCAGAAAAUUGGUAAGGGCAUGUCCUCACCGUGUUCUUUUGAAAUGUAUGCAUAAGUUUGGAAGAAGAAUUGUUUGUUAAAUGUAAAUAGCUUCACUAGAAUACCAAAGUAACUUGGGUGGUGAACUGGGUAGAGGUGAUGGGUAUUAACUAAUAAAAUGUAAUACAUUUUGUUAUCAAAGUGUUAAAAAUAAGCUAUAGGGUAUUACUAUAGACUUAUGAUACGCUAGUUAAGCGUAUUAUUUUAAAGGAAGGUAAUUUCCGAUAAAAAAAUUUUAAUUGUUAAGUAAAGUAUUUGCCGAAUGUGAGUAUUGUUUUGAAGAAACUUAGUUAAAGAAUCUUCUUAGUCAGAUGAUAACUGGUGCUCAAGUUAAUUGUUAACUUUAGAAGCUCGUUAUUGUAAGAGAUUUGCUGAAGCUAAUGUUUCUUCAAAUAUCUCUUUAAUUUCGGUGAUUUCGGUCCCAUAUAUCUAUGAUAUAUUACGUUAGUAAGUUCUAUGAACAAAUUUGUAUUUGAUAACUAUUAAGAAAAUCGCAAUAUGAAGUAUAGUGAAGGUAUUUUGUAAAAAUAUUAAUAAUUAUUUCUAUACGUGUAUAAAGUUACUCCAAAGUAUUUGCCCACCCAGAACUAAGCAUUUUAUAAAAGAUUUCGCUAGAAGACCAGAGUAAUAUCAAUUUUAACUAUUUAUUAACAUUUAUUCAUUCAUUAUAAUAAUCGUGUUAUUUAUUUCUAAUGUUUUUACCAACUAUUAAUUUCACUACUUCGGUAUUGAUUAUCUUCUAAUCUUAAUAUUAUAGUUAUCCCUCUGAAAAAUAUUUUUGUUUUUGCCCUGCAUAAAAGAGAGAGAACUAUUUAUGAAUAUUAACAUAUCUAGUGCUAGUUUUCUCACCAAAACUCUCGAGCAGUUCAUUUAGCGUUCGAUUAAAAUAAUUUUGAAUAUUGAUUCUUCCCCAAGUACACAAUUUCUCGUUUUGGUAUUCCCUAUACAUAUAUAUUCUUCUUCAGUCACAACAAACGUAUCUUCUUCUAAGGUCGCGUUUACUACUAAAGUAUUUCUGGAGGUCGAUAAUUAUAUUAUUUGGAAAUUAUAUAAGAUUCAGAAGGAUGUAAGAUUUUGAGUGAUUAUGUUCAAAAUUUAAAUUAAUCAAAACAAAAAUGUCACUGAAGAAUACAGAUAAUAAACUGUUUUAAUUUUAUGGCCAGGUGGCUGUACAUAACUUGAAAACAUGUCUUAAGUUGAAACAAAUAUGAAAUCAUAAACAGGCUUAAGGUUUCCAAUACAAACACUAAUAAAAGUCACCAAAUACUUUCGAGAAAUGGUACAUACAUAUUUUAUUUUCUAAUGAGUCUGUAAUUAGAAUAACUGAUGAUAUUAAAACAAAACAUAUAUUGUUAUUUAU